UUAAAUCCGUGUGUAUUUCUCUAUUAUUUCAGUGUAGAGAAAUUCAUUUUCAAAUCUGCUCUGUUUAGCGUACGAACACAUUUUCGCCCGACAAACGCUUCGCCUGAUGAUCAAAUUUCACGGGGAGCUGUUUAGCACUGCACCUGUAUCCGCUUGACCGAGCACCGCGGGAGAAGGAUUCCGUUUGUCGUAUACAAGGAUUCUUUGGAGCGAAGAAUGUUAACAAGAAGAAGAUUGUUUUCAAAGCGACUGAGUCUAUGGGCGGCUUUGAUCACAUCGUUUUUAUUCGUUUGCUCACUAGUUGUGGGUCGAACUGCAGAUGCUGACUGCAUGAAAAGACUGAGAGUGUCCGACACUUUAAGCUAUGCAAUCCGAUCAGAAGGAUAUCCAAAUGGAUAUGAACAGAAUAAGGAAUGCUGGUGGGAGCUGAAUAUGACAAGCAUGUUCCAACAGAACAAAACCAUCAAACUGCAAUUUGAUGUGGACAUAGAAGAUUCUAGAGACUGUAUUAGAGAAUCUGUGACGGUGUAUGCUUUCACAUCGCCAGAAAAUACAACACUAGCAGUUCUGUGUGGCAGGAUUGAGAACAGAACACACGAGUUCUUCAUCCCAUAUAUCUUGGUUGUGUUCAGGUCUGGAUCUGUUCCUUCACAGGAAAAACAAGGCUUCAAGAUGGCCUUCCAGAUGAUUGAUGGUACGUGCCAUAAGGAAUUGGAUUCAAAUGACAAGACAUUUCGUUCUGUGUAUUCAAAGAACUACCCUCAACCUUAUCCCAGUUUUCAGAGGUGCACAUAUCUCAUACGGGCAGGAACACGCAACGAAUCUCCUGUCUUGACUUUCACGUUUACAGGCAUGGGCUAUUACUGCAAUAAAGAAUAUAUUCUUGUUUAUGAUGGAGACUCCGAACAAGGGCCGUUGUUAAUGAAGCUGUGUCGUUAUGACACGGCAACAUUGCGUAGCCUGCUGGGAAGUCUCUAUCUAGUGUUUGUGAGUCAUGACAACUCUAUACAUCAUAUAGGAUUCAAAGCACGUGCCAAAGAUGCAAUGUGCGGGGAAGUUUUAACAGCAAGAAUUGGUCGUAACAGGAUAUUCAAAUUUGGAAAAGCUUACCCAAUCAAUCAUCCAAUUACCUGCGAGUGGCAAAUCAAGACCGAUAGAGGCUACAAAGUGCUGGUGUCCUUCAGAGGACUUGCAGUUGACUGCAAGAAUAGUAGGAUAACAGUGCAUGAUGGUAAAAGUACGGGUUUGUCCAAUGAUGAAGGUUCCUGGGAUAUUUGUGGCCAAAAGAAAAAUUACACCUUCAUGAGCUCUGGCAACCACAUAUCCUUCAAGUUGAAUAGCCAGGGCCAGGCUGCACAGCCUGUAUCCUUCUCAAUCAAGUUCAUAGGGUUUGUGAACAAAGCUUGUUACAGAAAUGAGAAUGACAUUGGAGGUGACAUUAAGGGAUAUCUGACAGCUGAAGACAUCAAACAUACAUUGACGUCUCCAGGCUACCCCGACCUUUACCCAGACCGAAUAGAAUGUGUGUGGCAAAUGCAGGCUGACACGUAUUUAGGCAGAGUCAGGAUUACAGUGGUUGAAAUGGACCUUCACACAGAGCCGGAGUGUUAUGACAGCAUCAGUUAUUAUCAUGGGAUAGUGUCUGAUCUUGACAAAAAGCCAGACAUGAUUUUAUGCAACAACAUGACAUCAACAUUCGUCAGUGAGAGUCAGUUCAUAACUAUUGUGUUUUCAACCAAUGAGUAUGGAAUAGGAAAGGGAUUCAAGCUAGACUAUCAGACCAUUGAAGACGAAGUUUAUUAUUCAGAAGACACUGAUACUGCCAAAAUUGAAACAUCAUCAGGAGCACCAGUAGCUGCAAUAUCGUGUGUAGUCGUCGGCGUGAUAGUGAUAGUUAUUGUUGCAAUCUACUGUUAUACAAGGUCUAAAAGGCAACCAAAUCUUACACCACAACCGCUGACCGUGCCAGUCUCUCAAUAUCCAAACUACCAAGGGAGAGAAUCCGCAGCCCCAUUUCUUCAAACCAGCACUCCCACACAUACCUUGAAUCCCAGUGCACCACCGCCGAUGUACACAGAUCUGACCACCCCGCCUGUGUCACAGAUUCCUCAACAUCUACCUCUAGUGCCGCCACCGAGUUAUCAUGAGGCUAUCAGCCAGGGAAUGAUUGAGAAGGCAUCAGAUACAGCAAUUUGAGCAUGUUUUUUACAUGCGUUUGACACCAAAAUCAGUCUCACUGAUUAUGACCUUUGGUCUGUUAGCAACAAAGAAAUGUUUGCAAUGGACUACUAGCUGCUUGGGCUUUUCUCUCACAUUGAACUGAAAUAUUGCUCAGAGCAGAGCAGUGUUAAACCUAACUCAUCCUUGACCCAGCUCUUUCAGGGUAACCAGUGUAGAAACUAUAGUUAGGCCUGCAAAUGUGAACCUGGGUCUUAGUGGGUACAGUAGAGCUUACAAAGUGCCCCCAAUGUGUAGAAAGUAUUUUGAGGCCUGUAAAUGUGAACCUGGGUCUUUAUAGGUACAGUAGAGUUUACAAAGUGUCCCCAAUGUGUAGAACUUAUUUUGAGGCCUGCAAAUGUGAUCCUGGGUCUUUAUAGGUACAGUAGAGUUUACAAAGUGUCCCCAAUGUGUAGAACGUAUUUUGAGGCCUGCAAAUGGGAACCUGGGUCUUUAUAGGUACAGUAGAGCUUACAAAGUGCCCCCAAUGUGUAGAAAGUAUUUUGAGGCCUGCAAAUGUGAACCUGGGUCUUUAUGUAUUGGAGAAAACACGCUUACAAGGUUUUGGUAGACGGAGCAUGCCCU
Haliotis rufescens (red abalone) is the source of this 2802-nucleotide messenger RNA. Its product is annotated as deleted in malignant brain tumors 1 protein-like. NCBI's taxonomy places the organism in Eukaryota, Metazoa, Mollusca, Gastropoda, Lepetellida, Haliotidae. Bases 217 to 2196 code for a protein of 659 amino acids. The record is from RefSeq and is a predicted model, not a curated record. The transcript has 14 exons.